This is a messenger RNA of Lentinula edodes (shiitake mushroom), 582 nucleotides long. RefSeq names its product ESCRT-II complex vps25 subunit. The transcript is spliced from 5 exons. Gene Ontology annotation, biological process: protein transport to vacuole involved in ubiquitin-dependent protein catabolic process via the multivesicular body sorting pathway. NCBI's taxonomy places the organism in Eukaryota, Fungi, Basidiomycota, Agaricomycetes, Agaricales, Omphalotaceae. Gene Ontology annotation, cellular component: ESCRT II complex. Bases 1 to 582 code for a protein of 193 amino acids. The record is from RefSeq and is a predicted model, not a curated record. Gene Ontology annotation, molecular function: structural molecule activity; protein homodimerization activity.
AUGGCUCUUUCGACCCAUACCACCACCACAGGAUUCUUGCUUCCUUCUAUUCAUUCUGCCCCGCCUUUCUUCACGCAACAACCUCACCCUACCAGUCUCUCGAUUGCUACCGAACAAUGGAUACAAAUCAUCCUCAAAUAUUCAAGACAUAGAAGGUUAUUUACGAUUAGGGUAGAGGACUCGGAAACAACAGGACACGAUUGGGACGAAGUGUUGAGGAACGAACGUAUAAAUCGAAAGGUUCUUCCUUCGUACUUAUCCUACAUCCUUGCGCAGAUGGUGUCCCAGAAACUUGCAGCGUAUGAGCCUCCGAAGCAAGAUAGGUCGGUUCUGAUAUACUGGCGCUUGCCUGAGGAAUGGGCAGAAGUCCUACACGAAUGGGUAUCAUCAACCGGACACCUGAAUACAAUAAUGACUUUCUACGAGAUCACGGACCCUCCGAUUGAAUCACCGUUAUCUGGACUACCUAUUCCCCUUCUGCGACAAGCUAUCACUAUACUAUCUAAGACUAAUCGGGCGCAAAUGAUAGCUAUUGCCGAUGGUGAAGGUGUAAGAUUUUUCCCAUCCACAGGCAAAGCAUAG